This is a messenger RNA of Penicillium argentinense, 615 nucleotides long. Its product is annotated as aminoacyl-tRNA hydrolase PTH2. The record is from RefSeq and is a predicted model, not a curated record. The coding region runs from base 1 to 615 and encodes 204 amino acids. The transcript has 2 exons. Gene Ontology annotation, cellular component: cytosol; mitochondrion. Gene Ontology annotation, molecular function: peptidyl-tRNA hydrolase activity. NCBI's taxonomy places the organism in Eukaryota, Fungi, Ascomycota, Eurotiomycetes, Eurotiales, Aspergillaceae.
AUGGCCGCCCCUAUGUCUCUGGAUCGGAUUCCUCCGACCACAACCGCCUAUGUUAUCGCGACUGCCAUCAUCGCCGGCGUCACAGGAUAUUUCAUCGGCCAAGGCGCAUCGCUCGGCCUGUUCCACGAGAAGAAAAGCUGGCCCAACAGCUACGACGUCAAGGUCCACCGGGACUCUUCUGACGAGGAGGCCGAAGAAUCCGAGGAGAGCGAGGACGAAGGCAAUGGCGAAGAGCUCGCCAAGUUCCAGGAUAACGCCGAGGAGGUGAAGCUGGUGUUGGUCAUUCGGACGGACCUGGGCAUGACGAAGGGCAAGAUGGCUGCCCAAGCCUCUCAUGCCACCCUCGCUUGCUACAAAUAUUUCGUCAACCACCAACCCGACUCCCCGAUCCUGUCGCGCUGGGAGCGCGGCGGCCAGGCAAAGAUCGCGCUGCAGAUCAAAUCGGAGGACGAGCUGCUUCUGCUACAGGCGCAGGCAAUGAGCCUUGGGCUUUGCGCGCGCGUUAUUCAGGACGCCGGCCGUACGCAGAUUGCCAGUGGCAGUCGCACGGUGCUGGGUGUCCUGGGUCCGAAGAGCGUUGUCGACGGCGUCACUGGGCACUUGAAGCUUCUGUAA